Molecule: messenger RNA, 1917 nt
Organism: Daldinia childiae
Lineage: Eukaryota; Fungi; Ascomycota; Sordariomycetes; Xylariales; Hypoxylaceae
Exons: 1
Coding region: 1-1917 (638 amino acids)
Biological process (GO): carbohydrate metabolic process
Source: RefSeq, a predicted model, not a curated record
AUGGCUUCAUCACUCAUUCGCGUUAAAUGCCUCCUCACCGUCCUGUUUUUCGGUAGCGCUGCCUAUGGAUUAUCCAGCCCCGCCGUGGACAAGUCAUCAUUGAUACAAGAAUGUCCAAUCUUCUUCGAUACGAUCAAGCGAUGCGAUCCUAUUGCGCCUAAUAGUUUCUUACCUCCCCAUUUGGCGAGACUUGAUAAGGACAAAGGAUCUCAUUCCCCGGAUCUGAACGUUCUGGCCGAUCUUCUUGACGCGAUGCAUGUCAUGCAGACGCAAUAUUUCGCGACCUGGCUCGGGACCUGGCCCGAGUCCAUCGACUGGACCGCGGCCGUUAUGGGUACCCACGUCUCGGGGGCCGUGCGUAGCCUUUCCGAAGCGUUAGUACACAUCAACUCGGACGAAGAAAGCGCUAUAGACUUAAAAUUGGAGCUGAAUUUAGUCGACAAAUACUUCACUCAAGUCGCGGGGUAUUACUUUGGGCAGGACGCGUUUGCCAUUCGCAACGAGGCAUACGAUGAUAUCCUCUGGGUGGUGCUCGGCUGGCUCGAGACCAUUCAGCUGGUGAGCAUGCAUAGCGAUCUUCAUUUCAAGUCAAGUGAGAAAGGAGAAGUUACCAAGCCCGGGACAAGUAAACCUCGAAGAAUUAGUGACUUCUUUUCGAACCAGCCUUACCAUGGAAACCUUUGGGUUCCUGCGUUUGCUCAUCGCGCGCGGGUUUUUUGGGAUCUAGCAACCCACGGGUGGGACACAAAGCUCUGCGGCGGCGGGAUGGUCUGGAACCCUCGUCUUUUGCCAUAUAAAAAUGCCAUUACCAACGAGCUAUUUAUCGCAGCUUCCAUAUCCAUGUAUUUAUACUUCCCUGGGGACGACAAUACUUCACCAUUCUUUAGUGCCGAGAGCCCUGGUGUAUCCUCUCCUCGUAUACCUAGCGAGCUGAGAGACGCAAAAUAUCUAAAGGCUGCUGUGGAAGGCUAUAAGUGGCUUGUCGAUUCUAACAUGACCGACCGCAGAGGCCUUUACACUGAUGGGUUCCACGUUAGCGGGUAUAGCGACACUGGGAAUAAUAACACAAAGUGCGAUCAGCGGAAUAACAUGGUUCUCUCGUACAAUCAAGGUGUCCUCCUCACCGGACUGCGCGGACUAUGGGAAGCAACCGGCGCCUCGUCAUUCCUAGUGGACGGGCACAAGUUGAUCCAAAACGUGAUCAAGGCAACCGGCUAUAGUCUUGCUUGGGAUGCGCCUCUUGAAACUCUUAUGAGGUUGUAUCCCGGGCAGCUCCCGAGAUGGCACGGUCUAGGCCGAGCAGGCGUGAUGGAAGAUCCGUGCGACGCAAGCGGGACUUGUAGUCAAGACGGACAGACCUUCAAAGGCAUUUUCUUCCACCACCUCACGACCUUUUGCGCGCCACUAACCGCGCCCGACACUAACGUCGACACGCGCGCUUUCGACGCGGUAAAAGGUGCCCACAGCAGAGCCUGCUCAACCUACAGCGGCUGGCUGAAACACAACGCGCAGGCAGCGCUACGCACGCGUGACGAGCACGGCAAAUUCGGGCAAUGGUGGACAGCCGGGUUGCUCGCGCACCGCUGGGCCGGCCCGUGGCCUACCAUGAGGGACGACGGGGUGCCGCAUAAAAGCGGCGUCGACUACCGCAACUACGGCGUGCCGAACGACACCACAUGGCGGGCCCCGCCGCCCAGUAAAGACAAGCCCGGCGUCCACCUACCCGUCGAACGGCCAUUUGGAAACCCAGACCAGGCGCAGAAACCCAUGCGCGGCCCCGCGGAGAAAAAGAAACGCCAGACGCAAGAUUCCAGCUCGAAAGACCCGAACACCCGCGGCCGCGGCAGAACCGUCGAGACCCAGGGCGGCGGACUGGCGCUGCUACGAGCGUAUUGGAAGAUUGCGCACGCGCCUUAG